GUUAUUCAGACGUACGAAGCUUUGAAAGAUAGAACUAGUGUUUUACAUAUCAUUUAUCCGGAAGUCCUUCCGCAGUACUGGAACAUUAAAAUAAGAAUCAUUCUCGUCGUAUAUAAAAGGAUUGUUCUCAAAACUAAUCGUCGUCAGUUUACCGAGGAUCGGCAUAGCGAUGGCUUCUAUACGAGAGGUAUUAAUAUUUUCGAUGAUCGUUGCUACGGUCAUUGGACUUCCAUCGAAAAGUCAUCGAGGAUCUCACGGACAUCCAAUACCACCGGAACCGAGGAAUCAAGGAAACUUCGAGGUUGGAUACAAUCACGAAGAAAUCGCAAGACGAAUCAAUUCAUGGAAACCGGAAGAUCCGGAAAAUAUUUGGGAACUGAGUGGUCUUUACCAAGGUGACAUAAUGCUUUCUCCAAAUAAUAAAAUAAGCGAUAGAAAUGGUAUUUUGGAUACUACGACACGUUGGCCCAAUGGCAUAGUCCCAUAUUAUAUCGAGGAGGAAGAUUUCGAUCGUUCGGAUAUCAAGGUGAUAAAAAGUGGCAUAAAGGAGUAUCAUAACAAGACCUGCUUACGUUUCCGUCCGUACAAAGAAUCCGAUACCGAUUACGUACGAAUACAGGGUAAUAGAUCCGGAUGUUGGUCCAUGGUAGGCCGUCAUGGAAAGGGACAGGUAUUAAACUUGCAAGUUGGCGGAUGCGUACGACACGGUGUCGUUGUUCACGAGCUGAUGCAUGCUCUGGGAUUUUAUCACCAACAGAGUGCCGCUAACCGUGACGAAUGGGUCGUAAUACAUUGGGACAACAUAAAACCGGGAAAAGAACACAAUUUCAAGAAGUAUGAUCAAGAUACCGUCACGGACUUUGGUUAUCCUUAUGAUUAUUCCAGCGUGAUGCAUUAUAGUGCGCAUGCCUUCUCUGCGAACGGCCAAGAAACUAUUACACCUAAGGUCGAAGAUGCAAAAAUCGGACAACGUAACGGGCUCAGUAAAAUCGACGUGUCGAAAUUACAGGCUAUGUACAAAGACGAAUGUGACAACCGUGAGACAGAGGAAAAGAUUACUAGCGAAUCAGAGGAAGAUCUUUCUUUUAUCUGGACAUUGGAUUAAAAGAAAUAUAUUUAAUCUUAACAGUUUCUAAAUAAAAUAUGAGCUAUUUAUUGGGAAUGGACUCGAUGUAGAAAGAAAAGGAAAAAAGGAAAAAAAAAAAAAGAAAAGAAAAAAAAAAAAAAGAAGAAAAAAUAGAAAGAAAGAAAAUAAAGUUUAAUUAAACCAACGUAGGAUAUAUAAAUCUUAUAUAAUAAAAAUAAUAAUAAAAAAAAAAAUCCGAUCUUAUAAAAAAGACCCUAUCACGUAGAAAUAGUGAAUUUCAUUGAGGACUAGAAGUACGUUUAAGUAUUAUAAAUUUAUCGAAAUUACAUAACGUAGCUUUACAUGAAAAUAUUUUAUAUAUUUUCUUUUGAUGAUAUUAUAAAAUCUCUUUAUAACUUAUAAUUGAUUUUAAUUAUUGAUACGUUUGGCCCCAUUUUAUAACGAUUAAUUCCCUUAAAUUAAUUCCCUGUUCAUCAACCAGCCGGACUCAAUUGAUUAUAGUACGUUAAUUGUUUAAGUUCUCCAACCGCGUCUUCGGCAGACUAAAAUGAAUAUAAAU
This is a messenger RNA of Vespa velutina, 1646 nucleotides long. RefSeq names its product seminal metalloprotease 1-like. Gene Ontology annotation, biological process: proteolysis. Gene Ontology annotation, molecular function: zinc ion binding; metalloendopeptidase activity. The record is from RefSeq and is a predicted model, not a curated record. NCBI's taxonomy places the organism in Eukaryota, Metazoa, Arthropoda, Insecta, Hymenoptera, Vespidae. The transcript is spliced from 5 exons. The coding region runs from base 170 to 1105 and encodes 311 amino acids.